Messenger RNA from Cucumis sativus (cucumber), 1899 nucleotides. RefSeq names its product protein NRT1/ PTR FAMILY 4.6. The coding region runs from base 118 to 1845 and encodes 575 amino acids. The transcript is spliced from 5 exons. Gene Ontology annotation, biological process: transmembrane transport. Gene Ontology annotation, cellular component: membrane. The record is from RefSeq and is a predicted model, not a curated record. NCBI's taxonomy places the organism in Eukaryota, Viridiplantae, Streptophyta, Magnoliopsida, Cucurbitales, Cucurbitaceae. Gene Ontology annotation, molecular function: transmembrane transporter activity.
CUCUCGUCCUUAGAAUAUUCUCUCUCUCUCUCUCUUCAUAUAUAUUUUCUUUUUAACUCUAUAAAUAUACCAAUUAUUCACCCACCCCAUAACACUUGUGUUCAAAAUUCAAUAAAAAUGGAAGCCGUGAAGGAGGAGAGCGACGGGAGCAUAUGGGAAGGGUAUGUGGAUUGGCGGAAGAGGCCUGCAGCCAAAGGGCGGCAUGGGGGAAUGAUAGCGGCUGGAUUCGUAUUAGGAGUUGAAGUGUUGGAGAAUUUGGCGUUCUUGGCAAACGCAAGUAAUUUGGUGAUGUAUUUGAGGAAAUAUAUGGGAUUUUCACCGGCGAAAUCGGCCAACCAUGUCACGACGUUUAUGGGAACGGCGUUUCUUCUUGCACUUCUUGGUGGUUUCUUAUCGGAUGCCAUUUUCACAACUUAUUACGUCUUCAUUUUCUCCUCUUUCAUUGAGUUUCUGGGGUUAGUGAUGCUGACAGUGCAAGCAAAGGUGAGUUCAUCAUGCGAGGAGGGGAGCUCAAAGGGGUGCAAGGAAGUAGGGGGGAAAGAGAUGGCGGUGCUGUUCAUAGGGCUGUACUUGGUGGCGUUGGGCGUCGGUGGAAUAAAGGGGUCACUGCCGGCGCACGGGGCAGAGCAGUUCGACGAAAGCACCCCACAAGGGAGGAAGAGGAGGUCUAGUUUCUUCAACUACUUUGUGUUUAGUCUGUCAUGUGGAGCCCUUAUUGCAGUGACAUUCGUGGUUUGGAUUGAAGACAACUUGGGGUGGCAAUGGGGUUUUGGAAUCUCAACUAUCAGCAUUUUUCUAUCCAUUCCUUUGUUCUUUGCUGGUUCUCCUUUUUAUCGUAACAAAAUCCCCACCGGUAGUCCCCUUACCACCAUUCUCAAGGUACUAGUAGCAGCAACAUUGAACCGUAGGAGCAACAAAAAACCAGCAACAAACGCAGUGGCAAGCCUUGCAAGAAGCCCAUCAACUACAUCAACCCCAAAGCAAUUAAUCAAUAAAGACCUAACAGAAAACAAUGUAACUACUCCAACUCAAAGCCUCAAAUUCCUAAACAAAGCAGUACAAAACCCACCUUUCCACCCAUCACUAAAAUGCACAACCCAACAACUUGAAGACGUUAAAAUAGUCAUAAAAGUCCUCCCAAUCUUUGCAUGCACCAUAAUACUCAACUCAUGCUUAGCUCAACUCUCCACUUUCUCCAUAGAACAAGCCGCCACAAUGAACACCAAAAUCUACUCCCUCAAAAUCCCCCCAGCCUCCCUCCCAGUCUUCCCUGUCCUAUUCAUCAUCAUCCUCGCCCCUCUCUACGACCAUCUCAUCAUCCCCUUCGCUCGAUCCCUCACUCGCACUGAAGCCGGCAUCACCCACCUCCAACGCAUUGGUGUCGGCCUCCUCCUCUCUGUCCUUGCCAUGGCUGUCGCUGCACUCGUCGAGACCAAACGUAAGGCCGUGGCUGAUGCCAACCCGGAUGUGCACGGCCCGCUUCCCAUUACGUUCCUUUGGAUUGCAUUCCAGUACUUGUUUUUGGGGUCGGCAGAUUUGUUUACGUUGGCGGGUUUGUUGGAGUUUUUCUUCACGGAGGCUCCGACUACUAUGAGGUCUUUGGCUACGGCUCUUUCAUGGGCUUCGUUGGCUGUUGGGUAUUAUUUAAGUUCGGUCAUUGUAUCGGUUGUGAACCAUGUGAGUGCCAAAGCUUGGCAUAGGCCUUGGCUGUCUGGACACAACAUUAAUCACUACCGUCUUUCUAACUUCUAUUGGGUUAUGUGUGUUCUUAGUGGCCUCAAUUUCUUGCACUACCUUUUUUGGGCCCUUAAGUAUAAAUAUCGAUCCACCCAAGGGAACAAAUGAUAUGUAUAAACAUAUGUUAUUCUAUCAUGUCAAUAUAACCUAGUGUUUCAAAUA